Messenger RNA from Enterobius vermicularis (human pinworm), 1773 nucleotides. Lineage: Eukaryota; Metazoa; Nematoda; Chromadorea; Rhabditida; Oxyuridae. The record is from the annotation of a GenBank genome assembly.
AUGCAUCGGAAUCAAGUGUUUUCUCAAACCUUGGAUGUUCGAAACCUCCGGACCAAGUCGGUUACUGUAUAUGGCGAUCGUGCUGAAGUAAAAAAAGUCGUAAACUGUGAUCUUGAAAAGGGUUUAAACGAAAUUAUACUCAAAAAUAUCUCAUCGGUUGUUGAGCGACAGUCACUACGAGUGGAUGCUAAUGGGACAGUUGCAAUUCAACAAGUUCAAUACCAAGAAACACCCCUUGAUAGGAAUUCAUCAGAAAGCAAAAAAAUUCGGGAAAUUGAACAACAAAAGAAUGAGGAAGAUUUGAAAAGAAUGUCACUGGAAGAUGAAAUCAACGUUCUGAAAAAACGUGUUGAAGUCUUAGAUGGAGUAGCUGGACAAAUAAGCCGCAAUAUGGUUGGAACUUCCGAAGUAGCGGACUCAGAGAAAAAAUUAAACGGUACUACAGCAACGACGACACCGAUCUACAGCAAAUUAAUUGAUGCAUUAAGACUUUAUAAGUUGUGUUAUUUAGGCAACACGGUAAGUGAUAUUAAAUCCGAGAUAAGGCAGAAGACUAAACAACUGGAUGAGCUAUUUCAAACAAUUGAUUCACUUGAACGAGAAAUUGAUAAGAUGCGAUGCAGUUUUGAAUAUGACUGUGUAGAAAGAAAUGUAUGUGUUACCAUAAAUGCGGAAGAAAAAGAAUCUGUAGAAUUGUAUGUUACCUACCAGGUUUACUGCGCCAGCUGGAGACCAACAUACGACAUCCGUGUUAUAAUGGGGGGCGAAGAGGACAAAAUAGAUUCUUUAAAGCUUUGUUAUUACGGGAUAAUCGAACAGAAUACGGGUGAGGAUUGGAAAUGCGCAGAAAUCGUUUUAAGCACAGCCACGCCAAGCGUCGGAGGUGCUGUACCACCUUUGUGUACACUAGCUGCUGGUUUCCAGAAGCAGUUUAAAGAAAGCCGAAAACGUAAUGCAUCUUCACUUCGAAAACCGAAUAGCGCAACCAGUGAUGAGGAUAUGGGUUUUGGAUCCUUUGAUUACAACGAUAUUACAGAUGCCAUAGCACUGCAGAAAUUAACUGCAGCUGCUGCAGCUCUUCCUGCUUCAGAUAUUGAUUUAUCUACAGUUAAUAAUACUGAACAACUACCGUGCAGUUAUUUUUCAAUUUCCGAACCGACAACCGUUUGCAGUGAUGGCUGUGAACAUAAAGUUUUAGUCUCAGAAGUUGAUGUAGAACCAAGAUUUCUACAUGAAACUGUUCCUGCUCAUGCCCAAGCUGCGUAUGUUACCGCAAUAGCAACAAACACUUCAGAACUAACAUUUCUUCCAGGGCCAGCUUCUGUGUACCUAAAUACCAGCUUUAUUGCUAAAACUCAACUUGGUGCAGUUUUACCAGGAGGAGAAUUCUCUUGCAACUUGGGUAUUGAUCCGUCUGUUAAAGUUGAGUAUAAACCAUCGAAGCGGGUAAAAGAACAGAUUGGUUUUGUUUCAAAGAGUGCACUCCAAACAAAAAUUCAACCAAUUGUCAUUCGGAACACAAAAGCAAACAGAUCUUUACAAAUAACAAUUCGGGAACACGUACCAAAAUCAACCGAUGACAGAAUUAAGGUCACUUUGUUGUCACCAGAUUUGCGCGCUUUAAAAACUGCAAAACUAAACAAAGAACAUAACUUAGAGUGGACACUGAUACUAGCGCCAAGCGAACAUCGUGAAUUAGCUGUUAAAUGGUGCAUCGAAUAUCCAGUUAACGAAACCAUUACAUAUAAACAGGUGAUGCAAACUGCUGCAUAA